UGUGUGUGUGUGUCCAUGCGUUCACUCACAGCUCCAGCCAACGCCCAGAUCGUGCACUCAGGCGCAGCGUGUAACGUCAAGGAUGAUAACAUCAGUGAGAGAAUCUACACCAUCAAAGAAGGAGACACCCUAGUGCUUCAGUGUAUCGUUAAAGGACACCCACGGCCACAGGUACGAUGGACGAAGACAGCAGGCAGUGCGUCAGACAAGUUCCAGGAAACAUCCAUCUACAACGAGACGCUGCGCAUCGAGGGCAUCCAGAGGGUGCAGGGGGGUCGCUACUACUGCAAGGCCGACAACGGGGUGGGGGUGGCUGCCAUCAAGUCCAUCCGCGUAGAUGUGCAGUACCUUGACACACCUGUUCUGACCGUGCACCAGACCAUCAGCGAUGUGCGUGGCAGUUACUACCAGGAGAAGACAGUGUUCCUCCGCUGCACCGUCAACUCCAACCCUCCCGCACGAUUCAUCUGGAAACGUGGGAACAUGCUCAUCGAACAGAGCAAGGACAAUGGAGUGGACAUCUACGAACCGCUUUACACUCAGGGUGAGACCAAGGUGCUGAAGCUGAAAAACCUCAGACCCAAGGACUUUGCUGAUUACACGUGCCAGGUGUCCGUCCGCAAUGUGUGUAACAUUGAAGACAUGUCGGUCACCUUUAGGCUCACAAAUGCCACAUCUCCCCCAAUGAUCCGGCUGUCAGUGAACGACACGGUGGUGGUGGAUCCUGGGCAGGAUGUGCUCUUAACCUGUGAGGUUACGGCAGGUUUUCCUCUCCCUACUGUGACGUGGUCGCGUUACCCCAGCCCCCUUCCCCUCAGUGCACAAGUUCGAGGGCCAACGCUGAUUUUGCGGGCCGUCACACCGGCUGACGCAGGUUUCUACAACUGCACAGCUGUCAACAAUGUGGGCAACCCUGCACGCAAAAACGCCAAUCUCGUUGUCAGGACAAUGGGCAACCUGACCUUCCAGAUUACACCAGACUCCAACAAGGACAGCGAGACCAUCCAGAUGGGUCGGGACCUCAAGCUGUCAUGCCACGUUGAUGCCACCCCGCAGGACAAGGUCAACUACACAUGGUACAAGAACGGUGCACCUGUCUUCAACUCGGAUAGCCUGAUCUUGCUGCGCAGUGACCCAGACAUGGCACCCGGCACCAGUAGCUUGGAGAUUGUGGACAUGAAGUUCAGAGACUUGGCUACCUACAGCUGUGUGGCGAACUUCCCAGGCAGCAGGGUGCCAGAGCUCCGUGUGGAUGUCAACAUCUCUCAGAACAGUGUCUCUCCUCCAGUGUUGUCGGUUCCACCCGGAGGUCAGGUGGUCAGUGUGCGAGAGGGAGGAAACGUUGAGCUGGUGUGCUUGGUGGUGGAUGGCAAACCACGUCCACCCAUACUGUGGUCACGGACAGAAAAGGACCUGCUAAUGCCAUCAGGGACGACCACGAUGGAGACACCCGAUGGCCGCCUGAGACUCAAGAGCGUCAGCCGGGACAUGAUGGGGGUGUACCGGUGCCAGACUGCUCCAUACAACGGGCUGAACAUCAAACGCAGAGAAGCACAGGUCCAACUCAAUGUGCAAUAUCCUCCCAUACUGGACCCAGUCUUCCAGGACACACGUUCUAGGAACUAUCAGAUGGUGACCCUGAGGUGUACAGUCAUGCGGACAAACCCGCCACGCCUAACAGACGUCCGCUGGUUCCGUAAUGGCGACUUCAUCCGCAUGCCAAUGCCAGAUCUGAAGGAGACGCCUGAGCUAAAGUUUAAGCUGGAACCCACCAACAACGGCUCUUAUGAGUGCCGAGUCAGCAAUAGCGCAGGGACAUCAACAUGUACAUUUAAUGUCUCUGCACAACCCUACAAUGCUGAGUUCUACUUCGACACACCUAACCCAGUACGAAUUCUAAAAGGAAACAACUAUUCCUACAACCUACAGUGGACCCAGAAAGAUCCUGAGGCCACGGAUCGCAUCAUAGGCUACUGGAUUAAUGUCCGAAAGAACAAGCAGAACCUGCUGUCGAAGCAGAUAGACCUCAAGGGCAAGGAGCCAGAGAAGGGUGUGCUGAUAUCCUACACCAUAUCAGACCUGAGAAUCCCUCUGUCCUACGAGGUCCGACUGGCCCCCAUCACCACCUACAGCACUGGGGACUACGUCAGUCGCAUCAUACAGUACUCGGAACCCUACACCUACCCAAGACCUUCAGACCAUGUGUGCGGUUUUGAGGAUGACAGGAUCUGUGGUUUCUCUCAAAGCCGGAGUGAUGUCUUUGACUGGACGAGACAGAAUCACCUGACGCAGAAUCCCAAGCGAUCUGCAAAUACCGGCCCCGAGACUGACCGCAGUGGAACCAAGGAAGGGUAUUACAUGUACAUUGAAGCAUCACGGCCACGUGUUGAGGGGGACAAGGCUCGCCUGCUUUCUCCACUUUUUAAUUUGACGUCAGUCAGGGGCCCUAAGGGCUCCAGCAGAAUUCCAUACUGUGUCUCUUUCUACUACCACAUGAAGGGCAAACAUAUUGGCACUCUCAAUGUUCUUCUGAGAGUGAGAGGCAUUGCUGCUGUGGACACGGUGGUGUGGAGCAUAUCUGGUCAUCAGGGCCCAGACUGGAAGAAAGCGUUUUGUGACAUCAGCCCCAGUGGACCCUUCCAGAUUGUAUUUGAAGGAAUUCGAGGCCCAAGUUUCGAGGGGGAUAUUGCCAUUGACGACGUGUCCAUCACCAUAGGGAAGUGCAAGCAGGAGAACACUGUAGCCAGCGCAGGUAAGACAGUUCUGAUUGGUGGAUCACACCCGCUCCCAUUGGCCAGCUGGCUGACCUUUGGCCUCUCCUGCUUCAUGUUGCUACUCUACAGAUGAUGAGCACUGCAACACCACCUGUCUGUAGUGACAGACACUGCCCUGACUCACGCUCUUAUACUCCUCCCUCUAUCCUUCUCCCUGACCUUUCGUCUGCGUACCUGUCUCCCUGUCUUUCCUUCUCCACUCAAUGUCUUUCUAUCCUUCGUGCAUCCAUUUCAUCCUUCUUGCUUAGAUACAUGGUAACACAAAGUCUUUGUCUAGUUUCUCUUCCUCUGCUUUCUUUGAACAUUUCCCCCAGAACCUUAGUAUAACCAACUAACGUACAUACUGUAUUUAAGGUGAACAUCCUUAAUGAUGUUUGACAGUUGAACUUCACAUUCUCUGCUUUGUCACUCUAUUUAUCUGAUUAGAUUCACUUUAAUCCAUGUCAGCGUGUCACUUUGUCACCUUUUCCUCUCUGUCAUCAACCUUUUUCAUCCAUACAUGCACCCUCUCAUGUAUCUCCACUCCCUCGAACCACAAUCCUCAAUGGCCCCUCCACCCUAUUCCCCAGACACACACCAAAGUGUCGGACACUACCAAAGAUGACAAAGGACCUGAGGGAAUAAAACGAGGGAACAGGGAUUCCAGGGACAAAGUGAAAGAGAGAGGGAAAGAAAGUGGAAAAAUCUUUCUUUUUCACAAAGACUGUCUCCCUUCCGUCCCGACCGCUAGCACCUUGGGAGCUACUGAAGGACAAAGAGAAAGGCAAAGAAAAAGCAACUGAUGAAUGAAUGAACGAAUAAACGAAUGCUGAGUAAAGGACGAACCAGAAACAGAGGGAAAAAGAAGUGUGUGCUCCUGAUAGCCUCUCUGCUUGCCCUCUGCUUGCCACAAGAGACAAACCUCAGCGCGGAUUAUACGUGUACAUUUUAUCUCUAUAUAUAUUAAAUAUAACAAAGUUUAAACUUAAACACAACUCGGACAGUGGGGGACUUUACAAAGUGAAAUUAAAGAAGCACAACGUUUAUACAACCUCUGCUGUUCUUUUGGGUUUUAUUCUACUUAUUAUGUGAUGUUGCAAUUUGUCAGACCAAUUCAAUGUUUUUGAUAUUUUACUUUUUUGUUUUGUUUAUGGCGUUAUAAAGGUCAGGGGCACUGGGUAAUAAAGUAUUAUAUUAAUAUUUAUGAGAAGAACAGAAGAUGAUUUGUGAUCCAGAAUCUGAAUUGAGCAUGAUGAGGGAAAUGCAAGAAUGACCCAAACUGCCUGGAUAGAAACCUCAACUGUUCUUUGCACAUACUGAACACACACACACACACAAACACACACAUACACACACACACCCGUCACUGGACAUCAUGACUCAGAUGUCCGGAUUGAGAUUGAGAAAAACAUGGUGUGGUACGUGAGGGCAGAAAAGAGCCUGGAGUGAGUUCAGUUGAAUACUUCUUUGUCUGCAGGUUAUUGAAUGUCAUGUAUGAAUUUCCCAUACACUUCUUUCACAUGGGUGAAAGACAGAGAAGAUUUUCAGUAUCGGGCGAGUGUGCAGCGUGGAUUGCAUAUCCGAUUCUCUGUCAUUGUUUAAUUAACGUUGAAUGUCUGUAUUGUAAACAGUUAUUCAUGAUCACAUAGAUAGGAUUGUUAAAGUUUAGCAAUACUCAUAUCUAUAUACAAUAGUUUAUAAUUGCAUAAGAUGGCAUUUUAGUCUGCAGAAAAACCGUCCCAAACACAUCGUAAUGGAUACUUUUCUCAUAAUUUGUCAGCUUUAAUUUAUAUGCACUAUUCAUAAAGUUCCUUAAUUAAAGCUGUAGCUAUUUUAAUCAUCCAGUGGAUAUAUAUAUAGGUUUGCUUUUCUGCAUCACGCUUUAACUUAACUCAAGAAAGCUCCACAUUCUCUCUGCUCCAGUAACCGAUCUACUUGUGUAUGCUAAUCUGUUUCAUAAUCAUGUGCAUUACAUGUAAAUCGUGUAAACAUCUUAUGUUCUUUUGUCUGUCAUGUCACAUUGAUUUGACCAUUGCACUUGUUUUUUGUUAGUUUUUGUUUUCUUUAUUGUGGUCGGUACAAAUUGUAUUACUGGUUUGAUAAUCAUAAAUAGUACAUAACACACAAUAAUUUGCCUAUUUGACUUGCCCAUUCUGGUUUGAGUGGCAAUUUCCAUGUUAAGCUGGAUGUGUAGAAUAUCAAACGGUAUCAUUGCCAGCCUUCAGCUCACACAAAGCUGUGUAAGGCAUGUUGGACAAAUCUUUGAAGCUCCACUGACAGUAGUGUAUUAUAAGAACAUGGAAGUCCUUUUAAACCUACUGUAAGCAAGCUCCCAAUAGUCCUGCUUUAUCUCUGCCAUCAUACAUUUACUUUGGUAUGAUGAGUGGACCUGAUGGUAGGUUGUACCUGAAUGAUACAAACUAUUUUAGAAGUAAACUUGACUGACAUGCUUUCCUGUAAAUGUAGCUUGUUCAUUCUGCAAUCUCUAAAGUGAAGAUGAUAAUAUUUCCAAUUUUCUUUAAUCUCCUCAAAAUGCCCCCGCUAUUUUCCCAAAACACAGCAUAGCAAAAAGUGCUUGUUUUUAGGCAUUCAUUGCAACACCUCCAUUUCUACCGGCUAAGGGAAUUGGCUACAUGUGGUAUUUAUAUCAGCUUAAGUUGUACAAUAUCAUGAGCAUUAUUCAGCACUAAAGCAGCACACUGUGGGUCAGUACUAGUACUAAAUACAUUUUAGAAAUAUCAUUAAGCAUUGUUGUGCAUGGCAUUUCAUCAUGCUAACUGUCAAAUCAUUCCUUAUAUUGCCUCAUAGUUCAAUAGCAGUAGUAACAGGGGAAAGACUACAAUUUUCAUCAUUGCAUUUGGACAUGCGACAGCCACAAAUUAACAGACAGAAUACUGUGGAAAUCGUAAGAUAUAUUGUCUGUAACGUUUUUGUUUUAUUUCCCAACCUUACACACAGACACACUUUGGUUGUGUUAUGGCUUUUCAUGACGAUUUAUAGCUCAAGUUUAAAGUUGAAGACAUUGCAUUAUUUCACCCACCUGGAAACAGAAUAUCAAAACAUAACAUGCACAUGUACAAAUAAUCCAACUCAUUUCUAAGCUUUCCCAGUAUCAUUGUGUUGACUGAUGAAGCAAAAAAUUAAAAUAACUCGUACUGUA
This is a messenger RNA of Perca fluviatilis (European perch), 5913 nucleotides long. Its product is annotated as MAM domain-containing glycosylphosphatidylinositol anchor protein 1. Gene Ontology annotation, cellular component: neuronal cell body; axon; plasma membrane. The record is from RefSeq and is a predicted model, not a curated record. Gene Ontology annotation, biological process: homophilic cell-cell adhesion; synapse organization. Gene Ontology annotation, molecular function: axon guidance receptor activity; protein binding. Lineage: Eukaryota; Metazoa; Chordata; Actinopteri; Perciformes; Percidae. The transcript has 16 exons. Bases 16 to 2847 code for a protein of 943 amino acids.